AUGUCUUCACUUAGACGGACACAUUCUAAUACAAGAAAUCGGACUAGCCAAAAAAUAUCUCGUUUACACUUACGUCAUCUUCAUAUACAUAGUCAUAAGAAACCCACGCAAGACGCUAUACGUCCACAAAUAUCAGGUAGUUCGGAAGGAACUCAAUCAUCUAAACAAUUAACUCGAGAAGAAAUUGAACAUCGAAAUCUUAUUCAACAAUAUAUUUUUUCGAAAUUAGAAGAUUAUGCUAAUAAACCACGAAUAUGGCAAUUAACACAUUCAAAUCAUAUAAAACGUCGUAUUCUCGAUAAAUCAGGACAUAUAUCUCGUCUGUAUUCUGUACCUGUUGAUUUCGUUCGUGAAUCUAUAAAUCAAUUUUUUAAUGAUGCUGAUAAACAUAUAUCACAAUUACGUCGUCUUACUGAAUCAUCAUCACAUGCAUUAAAAGACCCGAAUAUACUAUUUCAAAAAGGAAAAAAAGAUAAUAAUCAAUGGCGUUCAAUACAAUUAAAACGUGCAAAAGAAAUAUUUCCAGAUAUAAAUAAUGAGGAUUAUACAGACAGUGAACGUUUACAUAAAUAUCAUAAAUAUAUAAUUGAAACAUUAACACCAAAAGCUGAUAAAGAAAAUAUAAAUUGUACUGCACAAAAUCGUGAGCAACCAUUUGAUUUAAAUCAUGCAUAUGAACAAGCUGAAAAUAAAGGAAAAGAUUAUUUAUCACAUAUGUUACAAAGCUAUCAUGAUCGAACUAUACCUGAUCUUGCAAUUAUUCAAGAAAUGGUUAAUCAUGGUAUACAACAGAUGAAAGUUGCACCAACAAGUGAAGAUUUUGAGGAUGCAAAUAGUUUCCUAGCUAAAAUUUCUGUAUUACAUGCAGGAAAACAAGCAUAUGAAUGUGGUUUACGUAAUAUGGGUGAUGAUUUUAUGUUAUUACGUUUUGGUAAAGUUUUUGGACCAAAUGCAUUACCAACAACAGCAAGUACAAAUGAUCAAUUUAUAUAUCUUGUUCAUAUGUUUAUGAAAUCAGUAUCAUCUCUUAUGAUAACAGCAAAAAUCACUGAUAAAGAUAAUAAAGAAAAUCCAUCAGGAGUUAUAAAUUUAAUUACAAAUAUUUUUUCAUCAGAACCAAGUUCAAGCGUUUAUAAAUUACGCGAUGAAUUAUUUUCACCUAACACAAAUGUCGAUCAAUGGACAUGGUUAUUAGAAAAAUGGCGUGAUGCUUUACGAACAUUUCCAAUGAUGCUUACACAAGUUGGAGCAUUUGGACGUUUAAUACGUACAACAAUUGGUAUUGGUAUAGCACGUCUAUUUAAUUUUUCUGAAACAAUAAUUAAUACAAAAAAAAUGUUAGAUAUUACAUAUAUGAAUGAACAAUUAUUUCAUGCACUUCAAACAGGUUUCUAUUUUGGUGUUGCAUAUGCUAUCGUUGAUUGUGUACAAGAUGAAAUUCGAAAUAUUGAGAAACUUCCUGCACAUCAUUUUGCUGUUUUAAAUACGGGAAGAAGUCCAAAUGAUAGAUUAUUAUCACCAGCUGAAACAAUUGAAAAAUGGCUUUUAAUUAUGGAAGAAUUAUUACGUGGAGGCGAAUUUAAUCGAAAAGAAAUACCAAAAACACCAUUAACACCAUUAUUAUUAGAAACAUUUGAUAGUCUUGUUACAUUAACGAAAAGUAUUAAUGCAACAAGUUUGGCUUUUGAUGAAUUGGCACUUUUAUUACGAUCACAAAGAGUAGAUAAAAAAGUGCCAGAAGAAUUUUAUAAUGAUGAAGAACUUUUCUUAGGUGCUGUUCUCAAGUCUCAUUUUACAUAUACAUGUACAACAUUUUUGGGUAAUAUUAAAUCUGCUCGUGAAGAAAGUGAACGUUUAUGGAUAAUGCCAUUCUUAGGACAAUUAACUGAUGAUUGUCGUGAUUUUUAUGAUGAUGUUACAUCAAAUUCAGUUACUUCAUUUACACAUUAUGCAUCAUUUAUUGGUCGUCAACAAAAAACAAACAAACAUUUAUUAAAUCCAUUCUAUGCAUUUUUAUAUCUUUGUACAGAUUUAUAUAUAUCUUCUGAUCGUGACGCCCAAACAGGUGCUUUUCUUGGUCGUCGUAUAGCCCGUACAUUAAAAUCAAUUGAAAUAAGUGGUGGUGACUCUGCAAUACGUGAAUUUCUUCAUAUUUUUUGUCAAAAUAAUCAAUCUUUACAUGAUUAUUUUUGGAACGAUCUUCGUAGUCAUUUCCCGCGUGUAAGUGAUCCAGAAAAAUCUUUUUUUCGUAUAAUUAAUAAAGCAAGUACACAAUAUGCAAAAACAAAUCGUAAAUUAGAAACAUAUGUUGGUGAUCAUUUAAAACAAAUUGAAGAUGCUUUACAAAUUCAAUCAUUUAGUAAAAUUCAAAAAACAAUACCAAUUAGUGAUCGUGAUGAACAAUUAUUAUUGUCAGCUAUGAAUUAUAGUGUUACAGCUGGUGGUAAACGUUUACGACCAUUAAUGAUGUUAAUGGUUGCUGAUUUAUAUAAUUUAAAUGUUAAAAAUGUUCUACCAUUAGCAUGUGGAAUUGAAUACUUACAUACAUCAUCACUUAUAUUAGAUGAUUUACCAGCUCAAGAUAAUAGUGAUUUAAGACGUGGUCGACCCACAUUACAUAAAGCAACUAUAAAUAAUGAAAUACCAGUUAAUUUAUGUGAAGGUCGUGCACAAUUAGCAGCUGUUGAUUUAAUAGCUGUUAGUAUGAGUUUAAUCAAUCAUGAUCUUGUUAAAAAUGGUUUUCCAGCUGAACGUGUUAAUCAUGUUAUUAGUGAAAUAUCUCUUUCAAUGCAUGAUCUAUGUGUUGGACAAAUGAUGGAUUUACGUGCAGCACAUAUGGGUUUAGAUAAGAAUGAAGAACAAGUUGAUGAACUUGAUCGUAUUGCAUGGUUAAAAACAGGAAAAGCAAUUGAAGUUGUACUUAUUACACCAGCUGUUUUAGCUAUGUCAUCUUCAUCUACGAAUCAAGUCAUUGAAAUAGCUCGUAUUCGUGAAUUAGGUCGUCUAAUGGGAAUAUUAUUUCAAAUGCGUGAUGAUUUAUUAGAUGUUGAAGGAGAAAAUAUUGGUAAACCAGCAGCACUUGAUGUCAAAAAUCAUACAGUCACUUAUGUAUCAACAUUAGGUGCUGAAGGUACCCGUCAACGUUUAAAAGAAUAUCGUCGACAGACAUUGAAUCUAGUAGAUGAAAUAUGGCCAGUAGGUGCUGGAACAAUUAAAGAUGUUAUAAACCAUAUGGUUGAUCGAAAAAAUUAA
Adineta steineri is the source of this 3252-nucleotide messenger RNA. NCBI's taxonomy places the organism in Eukaryota, Metazoa, Rotifera, Eurotatoria, Adinetida, Adinetidae. The record is from the annotation of a GenBank genome assembly.